AUGAGAUCUGUGCUCCGGGCUGACCCAGAUGGUGGAUGUCUACACACGCAACCAACCACCUGGCCCCAGAGGGUUAUGAAACAGCUGUUGUGAGCGUGGAAAGCAACCACAGGGCAAACCAGCGCUCUCAGGUCAGUCCGAGGUCCUUUUGUCAAGACGCGGGUCUUCAGAGGUUGAAGAAAUAUGGAUUCCAGGCACAAACAGAUCAUCAGUAUUUUUUGUACCAGCUUCUUCACCUUCCAGCUUCUUUUCCACUUUGUAAGCUAUUGGUUUUCAGCAAAAAUUUCCUCGGGUUUUAAUAGUCUCAGCUUUGAAAAGAAGAUUGAAUGGAACUCAAGGGUAGUAUCUACAUGCCAUUCUUUGGUGGUUGGGAUUUUGGGCCUGUACAUUUUCCUAUUCGAUGAGGCUAGCCAGGCUGAUCCACUCUGGGGCGAUUCAUCCCUUGUGACCGUGAAUCUUGCUAUUGCUUCAGGCUACCUCAUGUCUGAUUUGUUGCUCAUCAUUUUUUAUUGGAAAAUCAUUGGUGACAAGUUUUUCGUAAUUCACCAUUCUGCAGCACUAUAUGGGUACUUCUUUGUCCUGAAAGAUGGAGUGCUGGGCUAUAUUGGGAAUUAUCGGCUGCUCGCGGAGCUUUCCAGCCCUUUUGUGAAUCAACGGUGGUUCUUUGAGGUCCUGCAGUAUCCCAAGUUUUCCAAGGCUAAUGUCAUCAAUGGAAUACUCAUGACCCUAGUGUUCUUCUUUGUACGUAUCGCCACCAUGCCACCUAUGUAUGGCUACAUGUAUUCCGUGUAUGGAACAGAACCCUACAGAAGACUUGGACCGUUACUACAGUUCAUCUGGAUCUCUGCUUGUCUCAUUUUGGAUGUGAUGAAUAUCAUGUGGAUGAUCAAAAUUACAAAAGGCUGUGUCAAAGUCAUCUCUCUUAUCAGACAAGAGAAAACGGGAAAUAAUCUCCAGAAUGGGAAACUCGAGUAAAGGUGUGCUUUGCAAGGCACCUUUGCUUAGAUAAACAAUUUUCACUACCACCCAGCAUUAUCUUUGCUGAUAGGAUUAAUUCUUGGCAUGUUCUCAAUGCUUCUUUAUUGAUUAUAAUUGUUAUUCAGGGUUUCAGUGUCUUUUUUUCUUUUGUAUCUUUAGAAAAGAUAAACUAAAUUUUAGGGUUCAUUUUUCUCCCUUUUAUAAGCAUGGGUAAAACUUUAAAGGUUUCAAUAAAGAUUAUAUACUAGUGAAUCUUUUCAGAAAUCUCUUGACCUAUACUGAUAUUUUUCUCAGUGGAAAGAGAAUUUGGUGCCCUAAGAUGUAUGCCACCAGUUUUCCUGAAAGAAUAAGAAGAAUUUCUCUUGAAUCUGCAAAUAGCUCUUAACAUCUGUUACGCUGCAGUCUUUUCUUACUCUGACCGUCAAUGCCAAUACAAGGUUUAAUUUCUGAAUUGUUGACAUGUUCUUUUUUUUAGGCUGUUACAUAUAAUCCAUUUUUUUUUUCAUUUCAAACAUGCAAUUAUCCUUUAAUGAUGAAAUGUUUUACUUGAGAAUAUUUCAUUAGUUUAGCUGUAGAAAAUAUUUUCUGCAAUUUUCAGGUUUUAAAUGUCAUUUUCUUCUAUUUUUAGCUUCUUGUUCAAGUGUUGCUUUUUUUAUUUUAUGAUAAGGCUGAAGCCCUGCAUAGACCUCUGUAAGAUAUGAAUUUCUUCUUCUAAAACUGCAUGCUUAUGUAUGACUAUUUAGGGUAGAAGGAGGAAUCACUGAGCAAAAUGCUUUAACACUACUGGUCUCCAUGUGCUUCCCCUGUUUUGUUUUGUUUUUUUUUUUUUGGUUAGGAAAAAUAUUUCAAUUUGCAAAAUAUCCCCUGUGUUCAGAACCCAACAUGAUCAGUUCCAGAGUUUUGUGCAGUAUGUAUUUAUCAAGGUCUUCUUGAUGAGACCAAACUACUAAACCAUACCAAACCAAACAAAACAGUGUUCCUAUCUAUUCAGAGUUUACACCCAUGCUUGAUUAGCCUUCAAGUGCUGUGAAUUCCUGUGUUUCUUAAAUUACCUCCGGGUAAUUUAAUCUAAGUAUUCUAGUGAUCAAAAUCAUUGUCUUAGUGCAUGAAGGUAGAUGGCUGGUGUUUCUGGUUUGACAGGUGUGUGUGUGUGUGCAAUUACUUUAGUUCCUGCAAUCCAAAUAUAGAUUCAUAUAUUAAGUUAUUAUCACCUUUAUUUAUUUUUCUCAAAUACUUGACCUUGUUGAUUGUUCUUCCUUAAGAAAAAUAGAAAUUUAAAUCAGUCACUGGUGAAUACUUGAACCCAAACCAAAAGACCUAUCAUUGAGUUCCUCCACUUGACUCACAGUCAGGCUUUGGUGUGACCACGAAGGGAAGCUCACUGAAUGUGAGGGGACUGAAAGUUUACAUAGAUGGAAUUAAAAUCUCAGCUGAUUUUCACGUAAACAGUUUUUGAAAGCCAUUCAUAGUUUUUCUCAUACUCCACACUUUCCAUUAAUUUCUUGAGGAGUUCUCACAUGAGAAAGACUUUUUUAUUUGAUUUGAUUGUCCAGUGCAGAUAAAGCCUGUUAAAUUUGAGAACAUUUAAAAAUGGGAAUUAAAAUCUUAGUCAAUAAUCAUAAAAUGAGAUUGAUUGACCUAUGCUACAUUUAUUUUUGAUGAACUUAAUUAAAAUAAUGCAAAGUAUAAGUGUUUGUCUUGAAAGCAGGUAAUAUUACAUUGAUUGAUACUAAAUUUAGUGCUGUCCCCAUCAGAUGCACCUAAAUAUGUAUUGGUUGUCUCCAGAGGGCAGAGAUGCAAAUGAUUUUAUCUUGUUCUUGCUCUUUUGCAAGAAAUAAACUUUUUUUUAAAAAGGAAAGCCUUUAUAUUAUAGCACUAUUUUGAAAAUUCAUUCCUGUAGAAAGAAAUAAGCCUUGAAAUACAUAUUUUUUACUCUUUAAAUCAUUCUUGUUUUUAUCGCAGAAUUUAAAUCCAACAUCAAAGUGAGUAUAGUACAUAGGUAUAAUGUCUUCAUAUAGCAGUUCCAGAAGUUGCUGUUCCAUUUAAGGCUUGAUUUUGACUUUCCUUGACAUUCUCACUAUUAAGUAUAUUCUAUUACUCAGCAACCCUUAGGCUGGCUUCAUGGAGAUUUGUAUCCCAAAGCCGAGUCCAUAUAUUUCCUUAUAUAACACACAUGAAAUAGAAAUGUCACUAUAAACUGCCAUGUUCCUUGAAGUCAGAUCCUUACAAGAGCUUUGGUGUUUUGUGUUUCUUAUCUGAAAUACAAAUGACGACAGUACAUAUCACUUAUUAAAUGAUGAAUUUUUCAUUUUUAAAUGACAGAUUUUUGCUAGACAUUUUCGAUAAUAAGUGUUUUGACUACAUGCGUUAAUCUAAAUGAUUCUAUUGGGCAUUCUGAUACUUAACUCUAUCAAAAUAUUUAUAGAAAAUAAAAACAAAUUGAUAUAAAUUUUUAAGUAAUUCUAUUUUUGUAGGAAAGAUUAGUGACAACUUGUAAUUAUAAAAGUGUUCUUUCAAUGUGUAGUAUUCUAGAACAAUUAAAUUUCAUGUGACACUAAAAAAAAAAAAAGAAUAAAAACCAGGAAUGAAGAUUAUGGAUCCUGCUAUAAAUAUGUUGUGAAGAUUUAAGCAUUAUGAGGUUUGCUUUACAGAUUUUUCAUUCUGUGUUUAGAAUCUCUUAAAAUUGCUGUCAUUUCCUUAAAACUCAAAAUGGAGUUUUAUGAGUACAAAGAAAUUAAUGCCUGAUUAUGUUUCAUUAUAGUCUACAUUGAAAUUAAAUUUUUAUUCUGCCUCUUUAAUUUUGGCAUUUCAUGAAUGAAUUCUACGUUAAGAGAUGUUGGUAGCCCUGAGGGACUCAGGUAUGUUAUGUAUGACCCAGUACUGUCUUAAAGUUCUCAUUUUAAGAAAACUGUCUGGUUUGAAGGUGUUUCAAUUAAAUUCUUUUCUUUCUAUGUUUAGUGAUUUGUUUGGCUCCAAUGUUUGCUUGUAUGUCAGUUAUUCCGUGGCAGACUCUAAAAGGUACCCUGGUGUGCAGACCUGGCUCUACUGCCGGUGGUGUCAUUUGUGAUGCAGUUGAAGACGUACAGGGGAAGAAUCUGUUGUAAUGGGCAUGUUUCUUCUGUUUUGUCUUUAGACAUGUCCCAAAAGAUGCUAUUAAAAUAAAUAUUUGAACAUA
Messenger RNA from Ochotona curzoniae (black-lipped pika), 4153 nucleotides. RefSeq names its product TLC domain-containing protein 4-like. Lineage: Eukaryota; Metazoa; Chordata; Mammalia; Lagomorpha; Ochotonidae. The coding region runs from base 184 to 975 and encodes 263 amino acids. The record is from RefSeq and is a predicted model, not a curated record. Gene Ontology annotation, biological process: lipid homeostasis. The transcript has 8 exons. Gene Ontology annotation, cellular component: endoplasmic reticulum; membrane.